This is a messenger RNA of Sus scrofa (pig), 5166 nucleotides long. It is a transcript of the gene FAM120A, whose product is annotated as family with sequence similarity 120 member A. NCBI's taxonomy places the organism in Eukaryota, Metazoa, Chordata, Mammalia, Artiodactyla, Suidae. Gene Ontology annotation, cellular component: nucleus. The record is from RefSeq and is a predicted model, not a curated record.
CGCCACGGCCCCGCCGCCCCCGGCCCCGCCGCCCCGCCGCCCCGCGCCCGCCGCCGCCGCCGCCAUGGGCGUGCAGGGCUUCCAGGACUACAUCGAGAAGCACUGCCCGAGCGCCGUGGUGCCGGUGGAGCUGCAGAAGCUGGCCCGGGGCAGCCUGGUGGGCGGCGGGCGGCAGCGGCCCCCGCACACGCCGCUGCGCCUGCUGGUGGACGCCGACAACUGCCUGCACCGCCUCUACGGCGGCUUCUACACCGACUGGGUGAGCGGCGGCCAGUGGAACCACAUGCUCGGCUACCUGGCCGCGCUAGCCAAGGCCUGCUUCGGCGGCAACAUCGAGCUCUUCGUCUUCUUCAACGGCGCGCUCGAGAAGGCGCGGCUGCACGAAUGGGUCAAGCGGCAGGGCAACGAGCGCCAGACGGCGCAGCAGAUCGUCAGCCAUGUCCAGAACAAGGGCACCCCGCCGCCCAAGGUCUGGUUCCUGCCACCCGUCUGCAUGGCGCACUGCAUCCGCCUGGCGCUCAUCCGCUUCCACGUCAAGGUUGCACAGAGCAUCGAGGACCAUCAUCAAGAAGUGAUCGGUUUCUGCAGAGAAAACGGCUUCCAUGGCUUGAUUGCAUACGACUCUGAUUAUGCAUUGUGCAACAUCCCCUACUAUUUCAGUGCCCAUGCCCUAAAACUGAGCCGGAAUGGGAAAAGUCUCACCACAAGCCAAUAUCUGAUGCACGAGGUUGCCAAGCAGCUGGACCUGAACCCAAACCGCUUUCCUAUCUUUGCCGCUCUGUUAGGAAAUCACAUUCUACCUGAUGAAGAUCUGGCUUCCUUUCAUUGGAGUUUACUUGGUCCAGAACAUCCAUUAGCCUCACUUAAGGGAAGGGUGUGGCAGAUGAGCCCAGGAAGGAGGGAGUCUGGUUCCAGGAGAAGGAUCUCAGGGUUCCCACACACACGGAGGUGGACAGAAGAGCUGUCUGGGUCUCACGGCACAGUCCACACGAGCCCAGCGUUCCCAAGGUCAAGGGUCCGGGCCCACCAGCUGGUCUUGCCACCGUGUGAUGUGGUGAUCAAGGCUGUGGCUGACUACGUCCGCAAUAUCCAGGAUACCUCGGACUUGGAUGCCAUAGCUAAAGAUGUUUUCCAGCAUUCUCAGUCUAGAACAGAUGACAAAGUUAUUCGAUUUAAGAGAGCAAUUGGAUAUUAUUCAGCGACUAGUAAGCCUAUGGCAUUUCACCCACCACAUUACUUAGCCAGACCACAUCCGUUCGGAAUGCCUGGGAUGGUGCCACCGUAUGUCCCCCCCCAGAUGCUCAACAUUCCACAGACCUCUCUGCACGCAAAGCCUGUGGCCCCACAGGUGCCCAGCUCAGGUGCUCCGGGCCAGGCUCCCCACCCGUACAGCCUCGCUGAGCCGGCUCUCACCUUGGAGACGAGCGGAAAGAAUCUGACGGAGCAGAACUACAGUAACAUUCCUCAUGAAGGAAAACAUACUCCACUGUAUGAAAGAUCCUCCCCGAUCAACCCAGCUCCAAGCGGCAGUCCUAAUCACGUGGAUGCAGCGUACUUUCCUGGUUCUUCUACGUCGUCAUCUUCAGACAAUGAUGAAGGCAGUGGAGGAGCUGCAAACCAUAUCAGUGGGAACAAAAUUGGCUGGGAGAAGACAGGAAGCCAUUCAGAACCUCAAGCACGGGGAGACCCAGGAGACCAAACAAAGGCAGAAGGUUCGUCCACUGCCUCUUCGGGCAGCCAGCUUGCUGAAGGAAAGGGGAGCCAGAUUGGCACUGUUCAGCCAAUUCCGUGCCUCCUGUCCAUGCCCACCAGGAACCACAUGGACAUCACCACCCCGCCCCUGCCCCCCGUUGCACCUGAGGUGCUGAGAGUGGCCGAGCACCGGCACAAGAAGGGGCUCAUGUACCCCUACAUCUUCCAUGUCCUGACAAAGGGUGAAAUCAAAAUUGCUGUUUCUAUUGAAGAUGAAGCCAGCAAAGACCUGCCUCCCGCCGCCCUGCUCUAUAGGCCAGUUCGUCAGUAUGUUUACGGAGUCCUGUUUAGCUUGGCAGAAAGCAGAAAGAAAACUGAGAGACUUGCUUUUAGAAAGAACAGACUUCCACCAGAAUUCUCGCCAGUGAUCAUUAAAGAGUGGGCAGCUUACAAAGGGAAAUCUCCACAAACCCCGGAACUGGUGGAAGCUCUGGCCUUCAGGGAGUGGACCUGCCCCAACCUGAAGAGACUCUGGCUGGGGAAGGCAGUGGAGGACAAGAACCGCAGAAUGAGGGCCUUCCUGGCCUGCAUGAGGUCAGACACACCAGCCAUGCUCAACCCUGCCAGUGUGCCCACCCAUCUCACGGUGCUGUGCUGUGUCCUACGGUAUAUGGUGCAGUGGCCUGGAGCACGGAUACUGCGUCGCCAGGAGCUGGAUGCCUUCCUAGCUCAGGCAUUGUCCCCCAAACUCUAUGAGCCUGAUCAGCUGCAGGAGCUCAAGAUUGAGAACCUCGACCCCCGAGGCAUUCAGCUGUCAGCUCUCUUCAUGAGUGGUGUGGACAUGGCCCUGUUUGCAAACGACGCAUGUGGCCAGCCAGUGCCCUGGGAACACUGCUGUCCUUGGAUGUAUUUUGACGGGAAGCUCUUCCAGUCCAAACUCCUCAAAGCAAGCCGGGAAAAGACCCCACUCAUCGACCUCUGUGAUGGUCAGGCCGAGCAAGCUGCCAAGGUGGAAAAGAUGCGGCAGAGCAUCCUGGAAGGGCUGAACUUCUCCCGGCAGAGCCACCCGCUCCCCUUCCCACCGCCAGCGGCGCUGCCUUUCUACCCCGCCUCCGUGUACCCGCGGCACUUUGGUCCCGUCCCCCCGGCCCAGGGCCGGGGGCGGGGCUUUGCAGGAGUCUGUAGCUUUGGAGGCCCCUGUGGGGAAACCGUAGCGACAGGCGCUUACCGUGCCUUCCGUGUGACGACGGCGGCAGGACCUUGCGGCGCCUUCUCAGGCAGUGACAGCGGCAGGACUAGCAAGUCGCAGGGCGGAAUCCAACCUAUACCUUCUCAGGGAGGGAAGCUGGAAAUAGCUGGCACCGUGGUUGGCCACUGGGCUGGGAGCAGACGGGGCCGUGGGGGCCGUGGGCCUUUCCCCCUGCAGGUGGUUUCUGUUGGAGGGCCAGCAAGAGGGCGUCCAAGAGGAGUUAUUUCCACUCCAGUGAUCAGAACAUUUGGAAGAGGUGGAAGGUACUAUGGCAGAGGCUAUAAAAACCAGGGUGCGAUUCAGGGCAAGCCUCCCUAUGCUGCUUCAGCAGAAGAAGUGGCCAAAGAACUGAAGUCGAGAUCCGGAGAGUCUAAAUCCUCCGCUGUGUCUUCAGACGGGUCCCUGGCCGAGAACGGAGCAGUGGCUGAGGAGAAGCCAGCUCCCCAGAUGAAUGGGAGCACGGGCGACGCCAGGGCCCCCAGCCACUCGGAAAGUGCCUUGAACAAUGACUCUAAGACGUGCAAUACAAAUCCUCACUUAAAUGCACUAAGUACAGACAGUGCUUGCCGUAGAGCUGAUGCUCUGGAGGCAGCUGUCUUAAAGAAAGAAGAGUAAACUUAUUUUUUAUAGAGGGUGAAGGAUGCUGGAAGGGUAAGGAUUAGGAAUAUCUGGAGAGAAAGAGAGCCUACAGUUAUGUACAUUUUUUCCUUUCCGUAAGAGAAAAAUGAGGACUUUGGAAAUUCGGAUCCCUCUUUGAUAUCAGAGAUUUAAACAACACAUUUUUAGUUUUAACCAGUUGUAGUCAAAAUGCUACAAUAAAACAAAAAGAGAGAAAGAAAAUGAAGAGCAUUUGACUCCCACACUUAAAAUGAAGUACACACAAAGUUUAAACUGGUUAUGACAAAAGCCUAUAGUUGUGUUUCUUGAACUUAUAAAGAAAACAAAUUUUGGCAGUCUUUAAGUAUAUAUAGCUUAAAAUAUCAUUUUUAGCAUUUGGCACCAUAUGUAUGCCAUUAUCUUUGAUUUUUGCAUUACUGUUCACAAGAAAGCUUUGUCUAAGGCUUUGAUUUUAUGAUUAUGAAAGAAAUAAGGCACAACCACAGUUUUUCUUUCUUACUUAAAUUUCAUCACUGUUGAUGUGGUUCUUUUGUGUUUAAAAAAAAAAAGUGCAACUAUCAAAACUAAAAAAAUUAUAGAGUAAUAUUGCCGUUCUGCUGAUUUUAAAUAUACAGUACAUCAUACAUACUUUACAAGCAAGUUAAUGGAGAUAAAGUUGAAAUCAUAGAAGAUGCAAAUGACCUUUCAAAAUCAACACAAUGUGUUCUGAAACUUUUCGUGACUUAAUACCAUGCAUCUGUGAUCAAUGAACUAUGUGGUUUUGAAUCGGAUGUAGACCAUUAGUGCUACUACUUGAGCUAAACUUCUGCAUGGUUCAUAAUUUUUAAAGUGUGUAGUUAAUAUUAUGCAUGUUAUUGUCCUUUCUUCCAUUCUUACCAGUAUGUGCCCAUUUGCAAAACAAAAAUGCAGAUAAUCAGUAAUAGUCCUAUAAAAGAUGUUAACUCUGUUUAGUCAUUGACUGAUCUUGCUCUAACCUUAAAAUUUCGUGAUUAUUGACCUCUGUUGCAUUUAUUCUAAAACCCCCCAAAAUUAUCUAGCUGUUUCGAAUAUCAACAUUACCCUGGUGUACUCACUGCUGUAUGCAUUAUUGUUCUUUGUUGCUGUUUUAUGCCUUCAUAUUAGCAAAAUAUGAAAUUCUGUGAAAAACAAAAAAAAAAAAAUCCCUUUGAUCUUUAAAAAAAAAAAAACAAAAAAAACAACCCCCCCUUCUGUAGCAGGAAACAAAUUGCUUGUUCUUGAGAACUUUCCCAUCAAGAAUUUAGUAGAAGCAGGUAUACUUAUAUCAUUUUGAUGUUUUUGUUAAUGUUUCCAAACAAUGUACUUUGAAAUCAGAAUCACUUCUUAUUCGUUUUCAUAUAAUUCUCCUGAUGCUCUUCAUCACACAUUAGUGAUCAGAAAUGAGAUGUAAUUCCCCAAUCCCUGCCCGCAAGACCUGAGUAGGAUCUUUACUGUAAGUUGAAGGGAGUUUUGCCCUAACUCAUGGAUUGUGCAAGAAUGAACUGCUGUUGGGUUUGACUGAUUGUAGAUGGGUUGUGGUGUGGUGUAUCUGAAGGCUAUUGAAUGCAACUUACAAUGCUUAAUAAAAAUCUUUAUUCUUUUAGUAUAAA